CAUAUUUGUCGGCUAUUUAUACAAACGGGACGCCGACCAGCACCAUUCGAACUGUAACCGGCGCGCGCUCACCCGCUAUCGAUCAACAUAUCACCGUGUGUGCUUCACAUCGUAAAACUAAAUGAUUGGUUGACAUUUUGACAGUGAAUUACGUAAAUCGAUUGACAUUAGUGAGAGUUUAUGGGGGGCAACAGUUUAAGGACAACCUUGAGUUGAAAGUGUUGUAAUAUUGUGUUUACUAGUCGCGGACUUUCCUCGGCGGGACUUAUUUCUACUCUACCUGACUGCGCGGAAAGUUCAAAAUGGCAGCGGACUUCUCGUAUGCGAAUGCGAGUGUGGAGAAUGCCUUGAGUGGCUUUGUCGGGGACCAGCUAAAAGGGUUAGGUCGGAUGUUCUACAUGGUUUCGCCAAAAGACACGAUGUAUGAACACAAAGAAGAUGUACCCAAUUUCUUCAGACAGUCGUGGCCAUACUUCCUGCUGUUCAUGGUGCUGGAGCACUACGUGCUGCGGCUGGAGGGCAAGAAGGGCAUCCGCCUGAACGACGGCGUCACCAGCAUCUCGCACGGACUGUUCCAGGAGUGCGGAAGACUGAUCUGGAGGGGAGGAGAGUCGUACCUAUACACCUGGAUCUACAGCAACUACCGGCUGGUGGACCUGCCCUGGGACAGCACCCUCACCUGGUACGCAGCCGCCAUCGGGGUCGACUUCUGCUACUACUGGAUGCACCGGGCGUGCCACGAGGUCCACAUACUGUGGGCCCAGCACCAGGUGCACCACACGUCGGAAGACUUCAACAUGGGCGUCGGCAUCAGGCAGUCGAUACUGCAGGGCUGGUGCGGAUUUGUAUUCUACCUCCCGCUGGCCGUGGCCAUCCCGCCGGCGCAGUUCAUCAUGCACCACCAGUUCAGCUACCUCUACAUGUUCUGGAUCCACACGGAGUCCAUCAAGUCGCUCGGCCCUCUGGAGUACGUCCUCAACACGCCCAGCCAUCAUAGAGUGCACCAUGGAAGCAACAAAUACUGUCUGGAUGUGAACUACGGUGGGGUUCUGAUUGUCUGGGACCGUUUGUUUGGGACUUUCAAGAAAGAAACAGAGGAAAUGGAUAUUGUCUAUGGCCUCAUCUACAACCAGCCUUCCUUCAAUCCCUUCUACUUGCAGAUAUUCUACACGGGCUACGUGGUGGAGAAGUUCCGUAGUUUCUCUAACUGGUGGGACCGCUUCCGGGCCGUGUUCUGGGGGCCCAGCUGGGAGCCCGGCACCCCCCGACUGGGGGACGAGGACCUCAAAGUUGAAGUGGAGCAUCGGCCCAAAUAUGACGUGGAGCUGCCGCGCUGGUGCGACGCGUACCUGGUGCUGCACCACGCCGUCGUCACCUUCGGCUUCUUCGAGCUGGCCGCACGGCAUAUGGCUAUGACACCGAUAUCAGUCCUGGUCUUCGUGUUCUACAUCAUGGCUUCUCUCACCAUCAUUGGAAUGCUGUUCGAUGGAAACAAGAUCGCUCCACUCUUCGAGGUCUUACGAUGCUCAGCCCUCGCCUUUCUGGCCCGGUCCAUAGCAGUUUCCAAUCCAGCUCUAAGUUCUGGACUGCAGGUGUUCUAUGUAGCCUCGGCCAUGUUCUGGGGACUGUAUAGUAUGAAGCUGCUCGAAAUCAAGAGAGGCACAAAGAUUGAUUAGUGCAGACGUUUCUAGACCGUUGCUGAAAUGUUCUGAUGAUGACAAUGAUAUUAAUGAUGCGCGAGUCCUUAAUUUUUCCUUUUAUCCGCUAUUUUUUUUUACCAUAUC
Messenger RNA from Plutella xylostella (diamondback moth), 1784 nucleotides. RefSeq names its product alkylglycerol monooxygenase. Gene Ontology annotation, molecular function: iron ion binding; glyceryl-ether monooxygenase activity. Gene Ontology annotation, cellular component: endoplasmic reticulum. Lineage: Eukaryota; Metazoa; Arthropoda; Insecta; Lepidoptera; Plutellidae. Gene Ontology annotation, biological process: lipid biosynthetic process. The record is from RefSeq and is a predicted model, not a curated record.